GGAAAGGACGGAGCAAAGGUGGCCGGGGACGAGGAGCCGAGAGGGGCUCCGCUGCCCGGCCCCGGGCUGGGCUUGUGGAACCGCGGAUUUUAUCGGGCCGUGAGGCCAUGGAGGAGCCCAGGGAGGCCGGAAUUUUCCUGGGUGGCCCCACGGGUCUCCCUGGCUGUCACCUGUGACAAGGACGCCCAUGUGUCCCGCAGGGAAGGAGCUCCCAGCGCUGGGAGCCGGAUCCUUUCCUGAGGAGGCUGACACAGGGGAGCUGCGGAAUGAAGCUGGGAGCCGCCGGUGGGUGAGAGACCCCCCAGGCUCCGCAUGGAUGGGAAUGGGGAGAGCCACCCACGGCAGGAGCCCAGGGCAGCCGGAAAACUCCGGCCUCUUCCUCCGAGCCUUCCUGCUCCUUCUCCUCUGCAGGCACGUCUCUUCCCAGUGCAAGAUCCUCCGCUGCAACUCGGAGUACGUGGCGGCCACGCUGCACCUGCGGGGCCCCGAGCGCGGGGCCGGCUUCUGCACGGCGCUGCGCUCCUACUCCCUGUGCACCCGCCGCACCGCCCGCACCUGCCGCGGGGACCUGGCCUUCCACUCGGCCGUGCACGGCAUCGAGGACCUCAUGAUCCAGCACAACUGCUCCAAGGAAGGGCCCACGGCCCCGCCGCGGCCCCGGCCCCCGGCGCCCGGCGCCCGCGGCUUCGAGUCGCUCGACGUCUGCGACUACGAGCGGAGCUUCCUCUACAAGCACGGCCGCCCGCCCGCGUUCCGGCACUGCGCCGCCUUCGGGGACCCCCACAUCCGCACCUUCCACGACGACUUCCACACGUGCCGCGUGGAGGGCUCCUGGCCGCUCCUGGACAACGAUUUCCUGUUUGUGCAGGCCACCAGCUCGCCGGUGGCCGAGGGGUCCAACGCCACCGUCACCAGCAAGCUGACCAUCAUCUUCAAGAACAUGAAGGAAUGCAUCGACCAGAAGGUCUACCAGGCCGAGCUGGACAACGUCCCGGCCGCCUUCCAGGACGGCUCCGUCAACGGGGGAGCGCGCCCGGGCGGCGGCAGCCUGGCCAUCCUCGAGCGCAGCCCCGGCCGGCACGUGGAGAUCCGCGCCCGCUACAUCGGCACCACCAUCGCCGUGCGCCAGGCCGGCCGCCAGCUCUCCUUCUCCAUCCGCGCCGCCGAGGAGGUGGCCGGGGCUUUCAGCGAGGAGCAGGACCUGCAGCUGUGCGUGGGAGGGUGCCCCCGCGGCCAGCGCAUCUCCCGCAGCCCCCGCGGGCGCGGCCGCGUCCCCGCCGAGACGGCGCGAGCGCUCUGCCGGGAGAUGCUGCCCGUGGAGGACGUCUACUUCCAGUCGUGCGUCUUCGACGUGGUCACCUCGGGCGACGCCAACUUCACCAUGGCGGCUCACGGGGCGCUGGAGGACGCCCGGCUCUUCCUGAGCGACGCUGAGAAGCUUCACAUCUUCCAAGCCGGGAGGGGUUCCCCGCUGGCCUCUCCCUGCUCCCUCCUCCUCCUCUUCCUCCUCCCCUGUGGAUUUUGGGUCGUUUCGUUGCACUUUUAACCCCGGAGAGCCGCCGGCUCUGAGAUGCAGCCAGGAGUUUCCUCGCCUUGAAGGAGGAGUCGCCGCAGCCACGAGGAAUCACAGACCCAGGGGAGGGGAGAGAUGAAUCCCUGGUUUGCACCCAUGGGUCUCGCAUGGAUGCAGCUGCUCCCAGCUCCUCUCCUGAGGGCAGAUCCCAACUUUUCCGGUCCAUUCUGACCUGUUCCUUUUCCCCCUAAGGAUGUGGCAUUGCAGUGCAUCGAGGAAAAAUAAACCCCCUCGGGUUAGAACCCCCCUCUGUCCCUCAAAGCCUUUCCAUAACUCACUUCCCACUUUUCUCCCGGCAGAAUUCCACUCAGGAACCCUACAGACCCAGGAAUAAUGAUCUCAAAGCCCAAUUUUUAGCAGUAAAAAAAUUGUGGUUUUUAUGGA
This is a messenger RNA of Hirundo rustica (Barn swallow), 1957 nucleotides long. It is a transcript of the gene HJV, whose product is annotated as hemojuvelin BMP co-receptor. The record is from RefSeq and is a predicted model, not a curated record. Gene Ontology annotation, biological process: BMP signaling pathway. Gene Ontology annotation, cellular component: plasma membrane. Gene Ontology annotation, molecular function: coreceptor activity. Lineage: Eukaryota; Metazoa; Chordata; Aves; Passeriformes; Hirundinidae. Bases 188 to 1546 code for a protein of 452 amino acids. The transcript is spliced from 4 exons.